GAGAUUGACCGGUUCCCGGGGAGAUUCGCGGUGGCAGAUACGUGCAACACGAAAGGCCACGGCGUCGUUUCGCCCGUGAACAAGCCAAGUCACGAUCUGGAGCUCUUGCACCGAGACGUGAAACAAUCCCGUGAGACGAACGAUGCGAGCAACACGGUGAAGAGACAGCGAUGGCAGCAGCGGGAACGCUUGUUCGAGGCAGUUCCGAUCCUCUCCUUGCUCGCAACACUCGAAGAGAGCGCGAAGAAGUGGGAAUCAUUGUCGAGAUCACCUUGGCAAGGUCCAUGGGUUCGUAGAGGGCAUGAGAGCUCAUCAUGUUCGAACACCGACACGGGCCACGAACGCUGUCGACCUGCAUCCUCCUCGGCG
Heterotrigona itama is the source of this 369-nucleotide messenger RNA. Lineage: Eukaryota; Metazoa; Arthropoda; Insecta; Hymenoptera; Apidae. The record is from the annotation of a GenBank genome assembly.